Racocetra persica is the source of this 169-nucleotide messenger RNA. NCBI's taxonomy places the organism in Eukaryota, Fungi, Glomeromycota, Glomeromycetes, Diversisporales, Gigasporaceae. The record is from the annotation of a GenBank genome assembly.
GGUUCCUCCUCGUCCAAAAUGGGUACAACCGAAAGGUGAAAUAUGGAUCUCUGAUCCAAUUAAGAAACAUUUUAAGCAAGGAUCUUUUGUAUGUGAUGGAAAUGAUAAUCCGCAUUGUUCACUCAGCGUCUAUCCUAAUUUAUUUGAUCACCUUGGUCCAUUUUUUGGA